Molecule: messenger RNA, 1236 nt
Organism: Striga asiatica
Lineage: Eukaryota; Viridiplantae; Streptophyta; Magnoliopsida; Lamiales; Orobanchaceae
Source: the annotation of a GenBank genome assembly
AUGAAGAAAUUUGGGUCUGAACAGAGCAUUUACAUUGACAGUGAGGAAGAAGAUGAGAAAGUUGAAGCUAAUGAAGCUGGGAAUGAGUCUGAUUAUUCAAACUACUCUAGCGAUAAUGAUGAUAAUGGAGAUCAUAGGCAGAGAAAGCCCAGUUCUCUCAAUCCCUCUUGGCCCCAAAGUUACAGGAGACACACUCCCGAGAUAUUACCUUCUUUGAGUAAGCCUCUGAUAGAGGAGGAAAAAUCUAAAGAAAAACGAAGCUCGCAUUAUCUUUUGCCACCUGUACACUCGAGAGUAAAGAAAGUAGACGAGGAUGGUAAAGUAUCGGAUGCUCACGGGCUCCCGAUUUCUCGCCAGUGUUCGUUUGGCCAAGCCGUCUUAAAUGUGGUCGCUUGUCUGUUUUGGGUCGGGUUAGUGGAUCAAGUUGGGUUUGAGACAAAAGGGUCACAAACUCUAAACCUUUCAACACUUCCAGUUGCCGUUGGUCUAUAUGGUUAUUGCUACUCGGGACAUGCGGUUUUUCCCAAUAUUUAUACGUCAAUGGAGAAUCCUCGUCAGUACCCAGCUGUACUUUUAGCGAGUUUUGGGAUUUGCACGGUGCUGUAUGCUGCAGUUGCUGUGAUGGGAUACUUGAUGUACGGUAAUUCGAUACAAUCUCAGUUUACACUCAACAUGCCCCAUGAUUUGGUUGCUUCGAAGAUUGCUUUGUGGACCACGGUUGUUAACCCAUUCACAAAAUAUCCUUUUUCCAGUCUUGUUAUGGCCUUUAUUGGUUCUUUUCUUACAAUGCUAGUUACAUUGAUUCUCCCGUGCGCGUGUUACUUGAGCAUUUUAAGGGGGAAAGUAAGCUUAUUUCAGGGCUCGAUGUGCGUGUUGAUCAUUGGUGUAGGCACGGUUUCGUCGGCCAUUGGCACCUAUUCUGCUCUUGCCCAGAUUAUAGAAAAUUUGAGCUGAUGAGUAAAUUUUUUUGCGGUGUGUUUAUAUGUAGAUAUAGAUAAUUGUGAACAUUGCAUAUUGAUUUAAGUAUGUGCCACAAUAUGAAAACCUAUUAUUUUUGUGUAUUCAACUUUCAAUUCAAGUGUGAUGAGCACAGUUUUGUUUGCAAAACCGUUGUUGGUCAUUAAAUUGUUCAGUGCUUGCACAGUUUUGACAUUUGAAGGGAUAUGUGUUUGUGCUUGUAAUAUUUAAGGGAAUAGUGUCGCUUUGGGAUUAAAUUAUUUUACACAGUGUUACCUG